CUUUAUUGGGCCUGAUAAAAUUAUCAGAGAAAUUCGAUAAUUCGUCUCUAGCUACAGACAUCGUCCGGGAAUUCACCGGCUCAAACGUUCAACGGACUCAACCCUCGUAAAAUCACAUUCAACGAAACUCCAAACCCAUAACACAAAUACUAUACUGAAGCAGAAAACAUUAAUAGCAUCAGCGAUUUCUGAUUGUAAGAUCAAACAGAGAUGGGGAAGAAACAGCACAGCAAGGACCGAAUGUUCAUAACCAAAACGGAGUGGGCCACCGAAUGGGGCGGUGCCAAGUCUAAAGAAAUCCGUACGCCCUUCAAACGCCUUCCCUUCUAUUGCUGCGCGCUUACGUUUACGCCAUUCGAGGAUCCUGUGUGUACAGCUGAUGGCACCUUAUUCGAUAUAAUGACUAUAACUCCCUAUAUUAGAAAGUAUGGGAAACAUCCUGUUACUGGGCCCACUGAAGCUGAGCGAUUUAAUCCCAGUUACUUUUCACAGAAUGCUGAAGGAGAGUAUCAUUGCCCCGCUAAUAAAGUUUUCACUGAAUUUACACACAUUGUUGCUGUCAGGACUACAGGGAACGUGUUCUGUUAUGACGCAAUCAAAGAAUUAAACAUCAAGACGAAGAAUUGGAAAGAGCUUCUAACUGAUGAACCUUUCACUAAGGAAGACCUUAUAACAAUUCAGAAUCCUAAUGCUCUUGACAACAAGGUUACUCUUGAUUUUGAUCAUGUUAAAAAAGGUCUGAAACUUGAUGAUGAAGAACUAAAUAAAAUGAAUUCAGAUCCAACCUAUAACAUAAACAUUGCUGGAGAUAUCAAGCAGAUGUUACAAGAGCUUGGAACUGAGAAAGGAAAACAAACUGCACUGCUUGGGGGAGGUGGUAGCAAGGCCCAAAAAGAAAGAGCUGCUGCCCUUGCUGCCAUUUUAGCUGCAAGGUCACGCAUUAUAGAGGAUACCAAAUCAGAUUCAAAUGGAAAUGCUAAAGCUACUCAAGGUUUCAGUAUUGUUGAUGCUGCAUCGGCUUCAGUUCAUGGAAGAAGUGCUGCUGCAGCCAAAGCUGCAUCCAGUGAUAAAACAGCUGCUCGGAUAGCCAUGCACAUGGCUGGUGACAGGGCUCCUGUGAAUGCAAAGCUGGUGAAAAGUCGGUUUACCACAGGUGCUGCAUCACGGUCCUUCACAUCUACCUCAUAUGAUCCUGUCACCAAAAAUGAAUUUGAAUAUGUCAAAGUCGAGAAAAAUCCCAAAAAGAAAGGCUAUGUUCAACUGCAUACAACGCAUGGUGAUUUGAAUAUUGAGCUCCACUGUGAUAUAGCUCCAAGAACAUGUGAGAAUUUCAUUACACUCUGUGAACGUGGCUAUUAUGACGGAGUAGCUUUUCAUAGAAAUAUCAGGAAUUUUAUGAUUCAAGGUGGUGAUCCUACUGGUACUGGAAAAGGAGGUGAAUCUAUAUGGGGAAAGCCCUUCAAAGAUGAAGUGAACUCCAAGUUACUUCACUCUGGAAGGGGUGUUGUUAGUAUGGCAAACAGUGGUCCGCACACAAAUGGUUCCCAGUUUUUCAUUUUGUAUAAAUCUGCAAAUCAUUUGAACUUCAAACAUACAGUUUUUGGAGGAGUUGUUGGUGGUUUGACUGCAUUGGCAGCGAUGGAGAAGGUUCCCAUUGAUGAUAAUGACCGACCUUUGGAGGAGAUUAAGAUAACCAAUGUAACGGUGUUUGUCAAUCCUUACUCAGAACCAGAUGAAGAAGAGGAAGAGAAGGCCAAAGAAGAGGAAAAUGCUGAGGAUGAAGAUAAAGAUAAGGUUGGAUCAUGGUAUAGUAACCCGGGUACAGGAGCAACAGAAGCCGGAGCAAUUGGUGGUGGAGGUGUGGGGAAGUACUUGAAAUCAAGGAAUCAACAAAUUGAACCUAUUGCAGAUGACAGAGGAUUGAAUGCCAUUACCGCAGCUAAGAAAAGGAAAGUGGGAGUUUCAACAGGUGAAUUCAAAGAUUUUUCUGGGUGGUGAGAUUUCUGUAAUCUGGUACCAUAUUUUCAGACAGUGAAUACUAUUGAACUGGUAUUUGCCGGUAUUGUAACAUAAUUUUUAAGCUGGGGGAGGAAAGAAACAGAAAAGGCAGCAGCAUUUUUUAUUUUUCGUUGUUGUAUGUACAAUAAUGCAUUGUAGCAGAGUUUGCUUUAGUUUUUUUCUGAUAAAUGCAGAUUUUGGUCAAAGAAA
Pistacia vera is the source of this 2208-nucleotide messenger RNA. Its product is annotated as peptidyl-prolyl cis-trans isomerase CYP65. Gene Ontology annotation, cellular component: catalytic step 2 spliceosome. NCBI's taxonomy places the organism in Eukaryota, Viridiplantae, Streptophyta, Magnoliopsida, Sapindales, Anacardiaceae. Gene Ontology annotation, molecular function: peptidyl-prolyl cis-trans isomerase activity; ubiquitin-ubiquitin ligase activity. The record is from RefSeq and is a predicted model, not a curated record. Gene Ontology annotation, biological process: protein polyubiquitination; protein peptidyl-prolyl isomerization; protein folding.